GUAAUCAAAGCUGAUAGAUUUCUUAUUAAACCUCCGAACCCAGAUCAGUUUCUCUAUGCGACCAAGGAAAUGGGAAAAGGAACAGGGAGCUUUGGGAAGAGGAGGAACAAGACCCACACGCUGUGCGUGCGAUGCGGACGCAGAAGCUUCCACCUCCAGAAGAGUCGCUGCGCCGCCUGUGCUUAUCCCGCAAGCCGCGUCAGAAAAUAUAACUGGAGUGUGAAGGCUAUCCGCAGAAAGACCACUGGAACUGGCCGUAUGAGGUACCUCCGUCAUGUGCCACGCAGGUUCAAGACUAACUUUAGAGAAGGUACUCAAGCAACCCCAAGGAACAAGGAACAACCGCAGCCCCUUAUAGUUUAGAAGGGCAAUAUUAUACUUUUUAUUUUAUAUUAUUUUCCUUAAUUCUCAAACCAGAAAAAAAACCUAUAAAAAAAAAAUUAGAGCAUUGUUUAGUGUUUUUUUUUUUUUUAAUGUUGGAGAGUUAAAAGUAUCCCUGCUUUAUUUUGACAAUCAAUGGUAAUUACUUUAAACUGGUCUGUUUUCUCU
Molecule: messenger RNA, 549 nt
Organism: Juglans regia (Persian walnut)
Lineage: Eukaryota; Viridiplantae; Streptophyta; Magnoliopsida; Fagales; Juglandaceae
Product: 60S ribosomal protein L37-1-like
Exons: 4
Coding region: 70-363 (97 amino acids)
Biological process (GO): translation
Cellular component (GO): cytosolic large ribosomal subunit; ribosome
Molecular function (GO): structural constituent of ribosome; RNA binding
Source: RefSeq, a predicted model, not a curated record